Malus domestica (apple) is the source of this 7346-nucleotide messenger RNA. RefSeq lists its product as uncharacterized. The record is from RefSeq and is a predicted model, not a curated record. NCBI's taxonomy places the organism in Eukaryota, Viridiplantae, Streptophyta, Magnoliopsida, Rosales, Rosaceae.
UUGGCAAUAUAAUAUCACCCAACAUUUUUAAUCUUCUUUUUUCAUAAAACUCCACACAUUUAUGUAUUUUAAUUUAUAUUUUAUUUAUGGGUUUUGAAUUUUGAGACUCAAAGGUGUUAUCUUUACUAGUUUUUACUGCUGCCCCUGUUCCCAUCACAUUCCCACUGCAAUUUUUUGGCGUUUCUGAUAAUUGGGUUUGAAUUUCUUCACAUUUGUAAUUGAUUUGGGUUUUUGAAAAUUUCCACAUUUAGCUAGCCAUUUCUGGUUUGGGAAAUGGGAUUCUCUCUGACGGCGUCGUUUUAGGAGAAUGAGAGUGUAACCAUCAAGGUUCCACAGUUGACUAGAAAUAGAUAGACUAUCUAGUAAUGUCAAGGGUCACUAGGUGGAAGCUUGAGAAGACAAAAGUCAAAGUGGUUUUCAGGCUACAAUUCCAUGCCACAAAUGUUCCACAAACCGGAUGGGAUAAGCUGUUUAUAUCUUUCAUACCUGCUGAUUCCGGAAAAGCAACUGCAAAAACUACCAAGGCAAAUGUAAGGAAUGGGACCUGUAAAUGGGGAGAUCCUAUCUAUGAAACUACAAGACUUCUACAAGACACUAAAACCAAACAAUACGAUGAGAAGCUUUACAAACUUGUGGUAACCAUGGGUUCUUCAAGGUCUAGUAUCCUUGGCGAGACUAAUAUCAACCUUGCUGAUUAUGCUGAUGCUUCAAAGCCUUCGUCUGUUGCACUUCUACUCCUUGGAUGUGAUUCUGGAACUGUUUUACAUGUCACAGUGCAGCUGCUAACUUCUAAAACUGGCUUCAGAGAGUUUGAGCAGCAGAGGGAGCUCAGAGAGAGUGGUCUACGAACAACCUCUGACCAAAAUAGAAAUGAUGUAUCCACUACUAGAAAGAUAUCAUCUUCUGAAGAUACAGUGAAUGAUCAGAUGGAUAAGAUGAAUUCGAAGGUUAAAUUCAAAGAACUUUCUCCCCUUGAAGAGGGGGCUGGCCCGAAUGAAGAGUAUGCAGAUUCAACUGGUGGAUUUGAAUGUUCUUCCAAUACUUCAGAAAGUUUAUAUGCUGAGAAACAUGACACGUCUAGCACCCAUGAGAUUGAUAGUAUUAAGAGUACCGCCUCUGGUGAUUUAGGGGGAUUGUCCCUUAGUCAAAGUCCUGGACAAGAGAAACGACAUCCCACUGAUCAGCGAUUCUUGGCACAGGGAACCAGCGAGUGGGCUCAUAGCUGGGGUUCUGACUUUUCUGCAGAUGCUGAUUUGCCAAAUACUUAUGAGGAAAAUAGUAGGCUUAGAGGAAGCUUGGAAGCUGCUGAAUUAUCCAUUCUUGAGCUUAAGCAGGAGGUGAGCUCUUUACAGCUUCAUGCUGAUGAAAUAGGCAAUGACGCUAAAAAAAUUUCUUUUCAACUUGAUGCUGAAAUUGCUUCUGGAGAACAAUUAGCAAAAGAAGUUUCCGUACUGAGAUCCGAAUGUUCAAAGUUAAAAGAAGAUCUUGAGGAGCAAAAAAGUUUCAAUUUAACCAUUCCAUUCUCCCGCAGAGAAAGUAUUGAGACAAGCCAAGUUCACAUUUUUCAUGAGUUACACCUCAGGUGGUUUAAGGGGCUUUCAAGUAUGGAAGAUAAAUUAAAAGAGAUUCAGAGGAAGGCAAUCUUGGGAGUAAAUGAAAGGAACUUCCAGUCCUGUCACUCGGAUUUCGAGGCAUUGCUUUGUGUUUUGCUAGUUCUCAAACAAGAGACUGGGCAGGCAAGUUCAGGGAUGAACAUGACAAGCGUAAACCAGGCUGAUGAUAUGACUUUACAUAAAGGUGAGCAAUUAGUACUAGGAACAAGGGUGGAUGCAGAUUUCUAUAAACUCAAGGGUGCGGUUCAUUGUAUAAGCAUACCUGGCCUGGUGUCGCAAGACUUUGAUACUGUAGAUGCUGCCAAUGCAAUGAAAGGGAAAUUUGUUGAACUUUUAAGGGAGUUGGAUGAGUUGAGAGCUGAUCGAGAAAGCCUUGCAAAGAAAGCAGACCAGAUGGAAUGCUACUAUGAAGCUCUCAUUCAUGAACUUGAGGAAAACCAGAGACAGAUGAUGGGAGAAUUGCAGAGUCUCAGAAAUGAGCAUUCUACUUGCAUGUACACAAUUUCAUCUGCUAACUCUGAGAUGGAGAGAAUCCAGCAAGACAUGAACAACGAGCGAAUAAUAUUUUCCAAAGAAAAGUGUGAUUUGGACUCUCUGAACAAGGAGUUUGAAAGAAGGGCUACUACAGCAGAAGCAGCUCUUAAAAGGGCAUGCAUGAAUUACUCUAUUGCAGUGAACCAGUUACAGAAGGACCUUGAAUUGCUUUCUUUCCAGGUUCAGUCCAUGCAUGAGACUAAUGAGAACCUCAUUAAGCAGGCUUUUGAAGAUUCUUUGAUUCCAAGGUUUCAGGAGUGUGAAGAAACAGUGCAGAAUCGGAAAUCAGAUUCAGAGGAUUUUCUGUCAGCAAAAUAUUUGCAGUGUCAGAAUAAAUGUUACAAGACAAAGAAUCAGAAGUUAGAUGGGGAUGCAUUAUCAAACGAUUUGAGAAGAUCCCUCCUCUUACAGAAGGGGCUCUACCAAAAGAUUGAAGAAGAACUUUAUGAGGUGCAUCUGGUGAAUGUGUAUUUGGAUGUAUUCUCAAAGACUCUACAAGUUACUUUGGUUGAAGCAAGUGCUGACUUCGGAUUGACAAAAGAGAGAAUGCAUGAACUUUCACACCAGCUGGAGCUUUCAACUGAGUCCAAUGAGUUAUUGAUGCUGAGGCUGCAGACUGCAUUGGAUGAGAUUCGCUGCCUGAAUGAAUACAAGGAAACUUGUAAUUCGAUCCGCAAUGACUUGGCUCUGAAGAACCAAAUUUUGGAAGCAGAUUUACAAAACACUACCAGUGAAAAUGGUCUUCUUACCCAGAAGAUUGUUGAAUGGAAAGGUAUGAUAAAAGAAUAUGAAACUUAUGAGAGCAAAUACAAGGCCUGCACUACUGAAAAAUUACAGCUGGAAAAUUUGUUGCAAAAGGAAACCUUAGAAAACGACACUCUACAAAAUAGACUUUCCUCUUUGCGGGAAGAGUUGAAAUCUGUCAGAAUUGACUUUGAUGAGCUUGCUUGCACGAAGGAGGAUCUGCAGAAUAUUGUAAACUUUCUACAGGGUAAGUUAUGGAAUCUGUUGGCAUCUUAUGACCUAAAGUAUAAAAGCCUGGCUCCUUGCGGUGGAUCUGUCUGUCAAGACUUGGAAUCCAAAGAUUUAACAGGUGUACUGUUGCAAAUAGAAGAGUUUCAGAACAAGGUAUAUGAAAAGACUGUCCAGAUGAUUGAAGAGAAGAAAGACCUAGUGCAAGAAAGAGAUAUUGCUCAAGAGUCUUUACGCGCAGCAGAAUCUGAUAAUCUGAUGAUGAAGCAGAAAUUUGAACAUGAUCUACGAGGUACAGUGGAUAAACUAGAUGUUUUGAGUGCGCUGGUUCACAAGCUCCAGUUACGAGUUGAGGCCAUUGCAAACAGACCCGAGAUUAGCUCUGAAGCUGAAGACAAUUAUGCACAACAGCACAGAGAGCUUUUGUCUGAUCUUGAUAAUUUAGAAAUGGAGCUCCAGCAACUUACUUCUAAAAACGAGGGCCUUGCUGAGGAAUUUAUGGCAUUAGAGAAAGUAACUGAAGAAUUAGCAAGGUGUAACCUGGCCAUAGCAGCAUUAACAGAGGAAAAAGAAGCUUUGAUGGUGUUCUUACAGGAUAAAACUGAAGAAUCUUCCAGGCUUGCUCUCAAGCUUAAUAAUUUGCAAGGGAGUUUACUUUCUUUGCAUGAUGAGGUCCACACAGAGAGAAAUCUCAGAGAUAAGUUAGAGAGUAAAAUUACAGAUCUCACUUCCCAAUUGAACGAGAAGCAUUGCCAGUUGCUAGGUUUUGAUCAGCAGAAGGCUGAGCUGGUCCAUCUCAAACAAUCGGUAUCCGAUCUAGAACUGGAGAAAUCAAGAGUUUCCUGUCUCCUGUUGGACUCUGACGAAUGUAUAAAAGAUUUAGAAGCUCAAUUGUUUGAAAUGCAUGAAUUUUCGAUAGCUACUGAUGUUGGACUGUUUUUCACAAAGGCUCAAUAUGAGACCAGGAUUGAAGAACUAGGAAGGUGUAACCUCACCAUAGCAGCGCUUUCAGAGAUAAAAGAAGUUUUGAUGGCAUCUUUACAGGAUAAAACUGAAGAAUCUUCCAAGCUUUCUCUUGAGCUUAAAAGUUUGCAAGGGAGUUUGGUUUCUUUGCAUGAUGGGGUUCAAAAGGAGAGAAAUCUCAGGGAUAAGUUAGAGAGUACAAUUACAGAUCUCACUUCCCAAUUGAAUGAAAAGCAUUGCCAGUUGCUAGGUUUUGAUCAGCAGAAGGCUGAGCUUGUCCAUCUAAAAAAAUUGGUAUCGGAUCUAGAACUUGAGAAAUCAAGAGUUUCCUGUCUCUUGUUGGAAUCUGAGGAAUGUUUAAAAGACGUCCGUGAAGAGUGUUCCUCCAUUUCUGCCUUGGAGGCUCAAUUGUCUGAAAUGCAUGAAUUUUCAAUAGCUGCUGAUGUUGGACUCACUUUCACCAAAGUUCAAUAUGAGACAAGGAUUGAAGAACUAGAAAGGUAUAACCCGACUGUAGCAGAAUUAUCAGAGGAGAAAGAAGCUUUAAUGGAGUCCUUGCAGAAUAAAACUGAAGAAUCUUUCAAGCUUUGUCUGGAGCUUAAUAGUAUGCAAGGAAGUUUGCUCUCUUUGCAAGAUGAGUUGCAAACUGAGAGAAAUCUCAGAGAUAAGUCAGAGAGUAGAAUUACAGAUCUGACUUCCCAAUUGAAUGAGAAGAACAGUCAGUUGCUAGAUUUCAAUCAACAGAUGGCUGAGCUGGUCCAUCUCAAACUAUUGGUAUCGGAGCUAGAGCUAGAAAAAUCAAGAGUUCUCCGUCUCCUGUUGGAUUCUGAGAAGUGUCUUAAAGAUGCUCGUGAAGAGUGUUCUUCAGUCUCUGCUUUGGAAGCUCAGUUAUCUGAAAUGCAUGAAUUUUCAAUAGCUGCUGAUGUUGGACUCACUUUCACAAAAACUCAAUAUGAGGUCGUGAUCGAAGAGCUGUGUCAGAAACUGCACUUUUCAGAUAGCCAAGUUUCUGAUAUUCGCAACAAUUUCCUUAAUGUAGAUAAUAUGCUUAACAAAUGUCUUGCUAGCGAAGGGCAUUACCUUGAAGAGAACACUCACUUGAUGACAAGUCUCAAUUCCCUUAAAUCUGAGUUGGACGCCUCCAGUGCUCAAAACAGGAUACUUCUUGAUGCAAACAGUGCAAUGAGGACUGAACUUGAGGAAUACAAUAAAAGAGCUGAUAAUACGGAGGAUAUUGUCCGCAUGGAUAAAAAUCAGUCUGCUCUUGAGGUUGAAAGGCUGGAACAUCUUCUAAUGACAUCUGAAGAAGAGAUCAAUAACCUGAUAUUCUCCAAGGAAGAACUAGAAGUCAAAGCUUUAGUACUCAAAGCCAAGUUGGAUGAACAGUCCGCUCAGAUAACCUUGCUGGAAGGAUGUAAGGAUGAAAUGGAAAUGCUGCACGAUAGAUGUAGAGAGCUUACACAGAAGGUUGCUGAACAGGUCUUAAAGACGGAAGAGUUUAAAAACUUGUCCAUCCAUUUUAAGGAUCUUAAAGACAAGGCUUAUGCCGAGGGACUCCAUGCACAGGAUAAAAAAGAACCAGGAGGGCCACCAGCUGCCAUGCCAGAGUCCUUAAGAAUUGUAUUCAUCAAAGAACAAUAUGAAACCAAGCUGCAAGAACUGAAACAACUGCUUGCUAUGUCCAAUAAGCAUAGUGAGGAGAUGCUCCGGAAAUUACAAGAUGCAGUCAAUGAAGUUGAGAACAAGAAGAAAUCAGAAGCUACUAAUGUGAAGAGAAAUGAAGAGCUAGGAAUGAGGAUAUUGGAAUUGGAGUCUGACCUACAUUCAGUGCUUUCUGAAAAGCGUGAAAUAAUGAAAGCAUAUGACCUGAUGAAAGCUGAAAAGGAAUGCUCAUUAAUAAGCCUCGAGUGCUGCAAGGCAGAAAAACAAGAGCUUGAAGCAUCUUUGCAGAAGUGCAACGAGGAAAAAGCUAAAAUUGCUUUAGAACUCACCUCAGCAAAGGACUUGCUUGAGAGCACGUCAUCAUCUAUAAAUUAUCAGAGGGACGCAGACACAUCUGGCCUGCAAAGCAGCAGAAUAGCAGAGGAAACUUUAGCUAAGUUUUCUGAGCUAGAUGUAGCCAAUGGUGAAGCAUCUCAGCGUGAAUGCAUGAAUUCCAUUGAUGAAGCAGACCAGUCAAAUGUACUCAAUAAUAUAAACUCCAAGCAGGAUGAUCUUGUAUCCAGAGGUGUAAAUGGGAUCUCUAGUAUUGUACUUUCAAAGCAAAGGGAUACUCUUAAUACCGACAUGAAGCAUUUGGUUCUUGCCAACGAGAAUUUUAAGGCCCAAAGCUUAAAGUCUAGCAUGGAAAACUUAGAUAAGGAGUUGGAAAGGAUGAAACAUGAAAAUUUGCUUCUUCCAAUCGAUGAUCAACACCUUGACCCAAAUUUUCCUGGUUUACAAAGAGAGAUUAUGCAAUUAAAGAAGGCAAAUGAAGAAUUGGGAAAUAUAUUUCCCUCAUUCAAUGAAUUUUCUUGCAGUGGCAAUGCAUUAGAGAGGGUGCUAGCUUUGGAAAUUGAACUUGCUGAAGCAUUGCGGGCAAAGAAGAAAUCAAUUAUCCAGUUUCAAAGUUCUUUCGUGAAACAACACAGUGAUGAGGAAGCAGUGUUUCACAGCUUUAGAGACAUCAACGAGCUAAUUAAAGACAUGCUGGAGAUUAAGGGAAGAUAUACUACCGUGGAAACAGAACUCAAAGACAUGCAUGACCGUUACUCCCAGUUAAGCCUUCAAUUUGCAGAGGUCGAAGGGGAGAGACAAAAACUAAUGAUGACUCUCAAGAAUGUCCGAGCGUCAAAGAAAGCCCUAUACUUGAAUUGCUCCUCAACAUCCCCUUUUCUAGACCCUUCGUAAUAGUCACCGUAGCCAUCCAUUCUUGUUUGCGAAGAAAUAGCCCUUUACGGGGUUGAGAAUUGUUGGUCCGACAUGCCGUGCUGCGUCAUGUUAUCGUAUACGUGAAAGGUGAAUAAUGUAUGGACCAGUUAGCCGCUGGUGGUGAAACAUUACGAUGUUGAAAUGUGGUAACGAAAUCUCAGCAGCAGUGUAAAUAGAAACCUCUGCUGUUCUGUGUAACUGGUUUAUAGUAUCACAGGUACAGAACCCUGUUAUGAACCCUUCAUUUUCGGGUAGCUGGGGGAAUAUGUUGGAGUUCCGCUGUAUAGUCAAUCAAAGAUUUUGUCAUUUAUAUUUAAACAAAAUAAAAAAUAAAAAAAGCAUUUUUUUUCCCCA